Merops nubicus (carmine bee-eater) is the source of this 415-nucleotide messenger RNA. Its product is annotated as chromosome unknown open reading frame, human C11orf52. The annotation marks the transcript as partial. Lineage: Eukaryota; Metazoa; Chordata; Aves; Coraciiformes; Meropidae. The record is from RefSeq and is a predicted model, not a curated record. Gene Ontology annotation, cellular component: extracellular exosome. The transcript has 3 exons.
AUGUGGUACCUGGGGUGGUGCGUUUGGGUUUGCACAUUAUGAGAGCAGAGGCUGGAGCUUCUCAGAGCUGACAUCUCUCUCUGAUUUCAGGAAUUGUCCUUCAACUUUUAAAAGAAAGAAGGAGAAGCAAGGAACUAAUGUGAGACAGGAAAGCCAACAGCAUCAGCCUGGCAGGAAGGCUCCAACGUAUGAAGAUGUUCCGGAGUUUCCUGUCUGUGCCCCUGUGAGUAAACCCAGGAGUAUGAAGCAGGAUGACAGCAUUCAUUACGCAGACAUCCAGGUGUUCACCAAGGUCCGGGAGCGCUCUGCAGCAGAGGUGAAGAACCUACAAAUGCAGAAUGCCACAGAGUAUGCCACCCUCAACUUCCCCCGGCCCAGGCUGAAAUAUGACAGCAAGAAUGGGACCCUGGUAUAA